ACCCCUCUCAUCUCCACCACCUCUCUCUCCCUCCUCCCUCUCUCUCUCAGAGGAACACAAUGUGGCUGAAAUCCAGAGUGCUGCUCCUGCUACUUUGCGCCACCUGCCACACUGCUGUAUCCUUCACCAAUGGCCUAUUGCCUAAUGGCAACUUCGAGUAUGGCCCAAAGCCAUGGGAAAUGAAAGGCACCAAAGUAAUGGCCUCAAGGGCCAUACCCAAAUGGGAAAUCUCCGGCUAUGUAGAGUACAUCAAAUCCGGCCAAAAACAGGGUGACAUGCUGCUAAUCGUCCCUGAAGGAGCCUAUGCAGUAAGACUGGGGAACGAAGCAUCCAUUAAGCAAAAGGUUAAGGUUGUUAAGGGAAUGUAUUAUUCCAUAACAUUCAGCGCGGCCAGGACUUGUGCCCAAGAGGAGACAUUAAACGUCUCGGUUGCACCCAACUCAGAAGCAAAUGACUGGGGAAUGCUGCCCAUGCAGACCAUGUACAGCAGCAAUGGCUGGGACUCAUACGCAUGGGGGUUCCAAGCCGAUGACAAAGAAAUCGCGAUCUCAAUCCAUAACCCUGGUGUUGCGGAGGACCCGGCUUGCGGGCCUCUCAUUGACUCGGUGGCAUUGAAGGCUUUGUAUCCUCCCAGACGUACUAGAGCAAACCUUUUGAAGAACGGAAAUUUCGAAGAAGGCCCAUACGUGUUUCCCACGGCAUCAUGGGGUGUCCUAAUCCCCCCCAACAUUGAGGACGAUCACUCUCCUCUACCAGGCUGGAUGAUCGAGUCCCUCAAAGCGGUGAAAUACAUCGACUCCGACCACUUCGCCGUGCCGGAGGGCAAACGGGGCGUCGAACUCGUCGCCGGAAAGGAGAGUGCCCUCUCACAAGUGGUAUUCACUAUACCCAACAGGGUCUACGUGCUCUCAUUUUCAGUCGGAGACGCCAACAACUCUUGUGAAGGGUCAAUGGUGGUGGAGGCAUUUGCUGGGCUGGACACUGUCAAAGUCCCCUACGAAUCAAAGGGCAAGGGAGGGUUCAAGCGGGCCAAGUUGCGGUUCAAGGCCAUAUCCAAGCGCACGCGGGUGAUGUUCUUGAGUACAUAUUACACCAUGAAGAACGAUAAUUCUGGCUCAUUGUGCGGGCCUGUAUUAGACGAUGUUAAGUUGCUUAGUGUACGCAAAGCUCGGGUGUGAUCAGGCUGGUUAUGGUACUACUCCAUAGACUAUCCAUCCACCUUGCUGCUUGGGAUACACUUAAUGUAUUUUGUUGUAAUAGAAAUUGAAGCCUUGAUUUCACUUCA
Messenger RNA from Vitis vinifera (wine grape), 1285 nucleotides. Its product is annotated as protein DUF642 L-GALACTONO-1,4-LACTONE-RESPONSIVE GENE 2. The record is from RefSeq and is a predicted model, not a curated record. NCBI's taxonomy places the organism in Eukaryota, Viridiplantae, Streptophyta, Magnoliopsida, Vitales, Vitaceae. The transcript has 3 exons. The coding region runs from base 60 to 1178 and encodes 372 amino acids.